AUGAAAGCCGACAACAAACAUAUUAUUUCCCUGAUCAAAGAUCUCAAAAAGCGAGACGACUUUCUUGGGGGCAAAGUGGAAGAUUUUUAUAAACACUUGAAGAUUUUGGGACAGGCAAGAUUGUAUGACCUCUGUAUAGAUUCACCAUUGACUCUCGGCACACGCCAUUCUACUAUUCAAGCUCCAAGCCCAAGUUUAACCGGGGCUUCCCCCUGCGAAGUAGCGAGGACCCCAUCAGCUCCCAACCUGAUUGUUUCAUUAGUCAAGUGUCUCGGAGUGAUCCUCCCUUUCAAUAAAAAAGAACCCCGAAUUUCAAAGAGCAGCGACGAAAUUAUAACUGAGAGUUCCCAGACUCUGCAACCGCUUGGCAGUCAUAAUACCCAUCAGGGAGGCAGUCCGAAGAUGGAAACUACAAGCAAAGAAUCGGAAUUGCAUGGAGAACCACUUCGUAUGAUUCAAUCCAUGGUUUUUCCUUUGGAUGAAUUGUGGAUGGGAUUGGAAUCAUUAAUGCCUGUGGGGUUGCCCAAGUGCUUUGGCGAGUGGAAGACUUCCGAUCGCCCCUUGAUUCGAGAAUGGUACUACACGGUUACAUGGCUGGACUACUACUCAAGUCAAGAACGUAAAUUGACAUAUCAUGAAGACGUACUCAUGAAAUCGGCUUUGCUAAACUAUGUGGAGGUCAUGUUUCGUUUGGCUAAUUAUAUCAGGAAGCACGACUUACAGCCACCUAGCUUCAACUCACAAAUUGAAAUUCUUGAACCAAAAACUCUUGUGCCAACGAUCAUAUUUUACAUUACCCAAUCAUUGAAAUUUAAAAACCUAAUGGAAAUACUUGUGUGGAAGCCUCAGGGAUUUGUCCCAGGACCAGAGUUGUUAGAAACACAUGAUUUCUUUGAACCCUUUCAUGAGCCAAUUAAAGUUUCUUGA
Molecule: messenger RNA, 927 nt
Organism: Puccinia graminis f. sp. tritici CRL 75-36-700-3
Lineage: Eukaryota; Fungi; Basidiomycota; Pucciniomycetes; Pucciniales; Pucciniaceae
Exons: 2
Coding region: 1-927 (308 amino acids)
Source: RefSeq, a predicted model, not a curated record